CUUAAAUUACACUGUAAAGUGGACAUGCAUUCUAAUAUUAUACGCCUAUACGGCGCUACUAAAAACGAAGAUCAAUCGAAUUUAAGGUCCUCACCUUAUAUGUUUGUUCUUGAAUAUGCUGAUAGCGGUACUUUAAGGUCGUAUUUACGAAAUCAUUUUGAACAUCUUACCUGGAAUGAUAAGAUUAAUUUUGCGCUGCAGAUUGCUA
Molecule: messenger RNA, 208 nt
Organism: Racocetra persica
Lineage: Eukaryota; Fungi; Glomeromycota; Glomeromycetes; Diversisporales; Gigasporaceae
Source: the annotation of a GenBank genome assembly